Molecule: messenger RNA, 567 nt
Organism: Nerophis lumbriciformis (worm pipefish)
Lineage: Eukaryota; Metazoa; Chordata; Actinopteri; Syngnathiformes; Syngnathidae
Source: RefSeq, a predicted model, not a curated record
AUGAGAGAAGAGAUGUCCUGCACUAACUCCCCUGAAGGAGGUCUGGGAGCCAGCGAGGAAGAACUAGAACGAGGCUCCAAGAAGAGUCACCAGUCAGGUCAUCGAAAACGAUCCCCUCAUCCUAAGAAAGAUAGUCUGACGGAGGAUAACGCCGCAGGAAGUCCUACCGGCCUCCUGCCGUGCGGGCCCAAGAGGGUGAAGAAGAGCCCCUCGGCCGCGGUGAGCCUGGCUCCCGCCUCGCUGGGCCCACGGCCCGAUCAGCCUUUCGAGGACCUCCACUCCCAGCGGGUGAUCGCCAACGUGCGGGAGCGCCAGCGCACGCAGUCCCUCAACGACGCCUUCGCCUCGCUACGCAAGAUCAUUCCGACGCUCCCUUCGGACAAGCUGAGCAAGAUCCAGAUCCUGAAACUGGCAUCGCGAUACAUUGACUUCCUCUACCAGGUGCUGCAAAGCGACGAGAUGGACGCUAAGCUGGCCAGCUGCAACUACCUGGCCCACGAGAGGCUCAGCUACGCCUUCUCUGUCUGGAGGAUGGAAGGAGCCUGGGCCAUGUCUGCCAGUCACUAG